This is a messenger RNA of Ilyonectria robusta, 1562 nucleotides long. RefSeq lists its product as uncharacterized. The record is from RefSeq and is a predicted model, not a curated record. Gene Ontology annotation, molecular function: N-acetyltransferase activity. NCBI's taxonomy places the organism in Eukaryota, Fungi, Ascomycota, Sordariomycetes, Hypocreales, Nectriaceae. Bases 126 to 1562 code for a protein of 478 amino acids. The transcript is spliced from 2 exons.
GCACUCCAAAUUACUACCUGUUGCCAAUAUAUAAUGACCUCGCGCUCCAACAUCACAGGCGUUCCCAUCCUCAUUCACGUUUAAAUCCAUUCUAUUACAAUCAACUUCUCUCAAAUCAACCGACCAUGUCUAUCCAAAACACGUUUCAGAGGUUUGCAAGCCCCAGUGAGAGGCGCGUCAUCAGCCGCGAGGAUCUCGGAUUCUACCAUGCCGUGGUUGUGGGGGCGGUCUAUGAGUUCCCAAAAGAGGCUCUGGUCGAUUCUCCCAGCACAUUUUUCCAGCCCCUCAGGCGAUGCAUUGAGACAUGCCCUCAUUUAUGCGUGGUCGUGAGGGAUGCGCACACCGAGAAGCCGUUCUAUGAACGCGUUCCUCACAUCGACCUUGAAGACCACGUAUCUAUUGUCAAGAACAAUUCGCCUAGCGAGGAGUUGCUUGCGAUCGAAAAUGCGCUAGCCGCAAUUUUGGAUGAGCCAUUCCCCUCUGGUAUUCCGUCCUGGAAGAUUGUCAUUCUACCUUUGCAAUCAUCGCGAUGUUUUGUUGCCUUCGCCUUUUCCCAUGCAAUUGGUGAUGGGCCAACUGGGGCUGCCUUUCAUCGCAAAUUCCUGACAGCAUGCAAAGACUCCUCAAGAAUGAACAUACCAGCAAUGCGGGUGGUGAAGACGCUGGAUAUGCAGCUGCCCAGUCCUUUCGAUACUGCCGAAAGAUUCCCAAUUUCUUGGGUUUACCUUCUGGCACCGCUUAUAAUAUCUUUGUUACCAACGCUUAUUACAAAGUUCUUCGGUCUACAGGCGACCGCUUCUACCACCAACGCCAAUACUUGGACUGGCUCCCUCAUUUCGAACGACCCCCAAGGUUCUCGUAGCAUGAUUAAGGUGCGCGAGAUUGAUGCAGUUCAUCUCGAAAAAGCUCUGGUCAUGGCGAGAAAACAUGAUGCAAAGCUAACUGGAACGAUGCACCAACUCAUCGUCCGGGCACUGAGCAAGAUUAUCCCUAAUCCCAACAUUACCGACUUUGUCUCACAGACACCCAUCAACAUGCGUCGAUCGAUCGGCAUAUCGAAUGAAGAGAUGGGAAACUUCUUUUCAGGUAACUAUGUGGUCUAUCCGCGACUCGACAGCUCUACCCCCUUCUCCCAAGAAAACUGGGAAGGUGCCUGUGUAGCGACUCGAAAGCUGGCAGAGUCCGCCUCAACGCUGCAAGACCAACCCAUUGGGUUGCUUAGAUACUUGUCAAGCAUCAGGAAGUGGACUCUUGAGAAUUUGGGACGGGAGCGAGACUGCUCAUUCGAGCUGAGCAACAUUGGUACUGUCGAUGGCAGUCAACGAGAGACUUCUAAUGUCGACGAAACUCAUCAAAUCAGACUCAUGAAGAUGGUUUUCGCACAGCCAGGGCAUAUAACUGGUCCUCCACUCUGCUUCAACAUUGUGAGUGUAAGGGGAGGAAGCUUGGUAUAUACCAUAACGUGGCAAGUGGGUGCGCUGGGCGUUCCGGAUGGCGAUGAGGAGCGAUUCGUUGACGACAUUUGUUCUACACUGGCCAAAGACUUUGAGAACAUACAGUAG